Molecule: messenger RNA, 1296 nt
Organism: Moesziomyces antarcticus
Lineage: Eukaryota; Fungi; Basidiomycota; Ustilaginomycetes; Ustilaginales; Ustilaginaceae
Exons: 1
Coding region: 1-1296 (431 amino acids)
Source: RefSeq, a predicted model, not a curated record
AUGAGUCGGUCCUCUGGCACCGUCAUCGACCUGACCGAAGAGUCGCCACCGGCACCCUUGCGCCUGAGACCUACACCAACCUCAAGGCCCAUAACAAACUCCUUAAGACCUACAUCAACCUCGACCGGCACUCACAUCUUCGACUGGUCUCACUGGCCCGACAGCCGUCCACAUUCCACCAUUCCUGCAAACCCGGGCCCAUCUGCCUCAUCAAGCAGCACGAGCAGCGCAGCACGGGUUCGCGAGCGUAUCGUUCCUGGCUCGUCCCGUCCCCGCCCUGAACCCAUCGUCGUCGCUAGCGAUGACGAGUCCGACGCUGAAGACCGCAGCUUCACCAUCGUAGGCCAGUCCGAGCAAGCGCGAACCAACGUCCCACUCUUCCGCUCCCUAUCGACCGGCACGCCAGCCUCUUCGAGUCGUCCACCGCCGUCGACAUCAGCCUCAUCCCUCCGCUUCCACGACGGGAUAGGCAGAGGACCUCACUCUCACAGCUCGCGCAUCCCGCAAGGCUUUGGCAUCCUCGGCUCCUCACCGACGGCGCGCCAUCCGCUCCUACCACAGCAACGCGCAGCGAUCCCGUCGACCAGCACUACCACAGCGAGGAGAACCUCUGGGUUCGGUGCCAACACCGCAAAUCUUGUCUCCCGGCUGGGUGGAGAUUGGGAUUUCACAUCCCUCACCUUUGGCGGCAUGGAGAUGAUUGGCUCCCUACUGCGAGGCCUCCAUUCAAGCGGCCCUGCUUCGCACCCGCAGAGCACGGAACGCAAGGUGCCGCAGAAGUACGAACCCACUUGGACUCAUCCGCAUGAAGUGCAGCCCGGCUUCUCGCAUUCGAUCAUCGAGCCGCCCGUCGACCUCGACACGUACUUUGACGACAAGGCGAUCGUCACCGGACCCUUACCCGAUACUACACCGAUCUGCGCAGGCUGUCGUCAUGCGCUGGUGACGGGGGCUAACGAGGAUCAAAGGAUCUGGGUGCUGCCUUGCGGUCAUGUUAUUGACGGCCGAUGCAUCGAUCGCCUCAGUGGGAUCGAGAAAGAGUCUGCAGAUGGCGGCGACGGCGGGGACGUCCGCGGAAAGGGCAAGGCCAAGGCAGUUGACCCUCCAGAGGAUGAGCCCCGAUCCAAGUCGGCCAGAACAUCCGCGCGGACUCGAGCCAGCACAGCCGCCGCCAAGCCAACCACUCCCAAGAAGCCAAAGAAGCCCAAGCGCUUCGAAUGCCCUGUCCAGGGCUGCGGCCAGAAGUGCUCCAAAGAACCCGGCAGCAAGUUCUCGGCAUGGGCGGUCUUUGUGUAA